AUGAAGAACCAGGACAUCCUAGACGCCCAGGCGAUCAUGGCUAUGAGCCCGCCGUCCACGUUGAAGAGUAUGCGGCAAACAGCCGAGCAUUAUCGUAGAGAUGAUUUCUCGCUGAAGCAAACACUGAACUACUGCCUAUCAGGACGCGUGGACCUUAAACGGCCUGAGGGCAUUGAAAUCGAUAAGCACCUGCUGCUGCACAUGAACGCUUUCCCUGCGUGGCGCCUGGGAGAGCCUAAGAAGGAUGCACUACGCAUUACACACGAAAUGUGGAGAGAGGCAAAGGAGGAGCGGCGGCUGACAUUCAGGCCGGAGCAUCAACCGGCUUGGCUCAAACAUGAUCGGCAGACACUGCGAUUCUACGCCUACUUCCAAGAGCCGGUCCAUGACAAUCCGACUGAGAACUAUCGCGUGCGUUACUGUCUUCUCCUUUUUUACCUUGAAGACGGCACAAUGCAGAUAAUGGAGCCUCGGAUUGAAAACAGUGGCCUACUGCAAGGAGCCUUCCUCAAACGGCAUAGAUUCCCCCGCCCUGACGGCUCUGGAUUCUUCACUAUGGAAGACCUCAAACUGAGCACCGACGUUAUCAUCUACACACGUGUCUUUCGUAUCAUCGACUGCGACCCCUUCACCAAGUGGUUUUAUGAACAGUGCAAUCUCGAUGUAGGACAAGCGUCGGAGCCUCUCAGCGACAACUUCUUCGAGAAUGAGGUUGUCCGCCGAGCCCACUUCCUUCUUCGGCGCCGCUUGGUGCCAAAAGACGUGAAGGAGUCCCGUGAGUAUACGGAAAUCAUGCUUGGUGGCAGCAGAAAGAACGUGGGCCUCAAACAGCAUUUGGACAACGACAGGAAGGUGUUGCGCUUCUUCUGUUACUGGGACGAUAAAACGAACUACGGGAUGCGCAGCUACUACGUUAUUCAUUACUUCCUUGCAGAUGACACAGUCGAGAUUCUCGAAUGCUAUCCUAAGAACUCUGGCAAAAGAGAAUUCCCGACCUUUCUGAAGCCUGAAGAUUUCGAAGUCGGACGAAUGAUCACAGUCUACAACCGACAAUUCCAUCUGUACGAUUGUGACGACUUCACGCGCGACUUUUACCUUAAAUACACCGGACUUCGGCAAGACAAGGAAGAAAUCGUUGACGAGCCUUUGGAACUCCCAAAGAUCCAGUGGAAACCUCAUGUACUUGGGCUUUCGACUGAAGAAGAUACACUCGCGUCGUGUCUCAACAUCGCGAAACUUGUGAAGGAGACGCGGGAGGAUGAGGAUCGCAGGUUCAUUAUCUCUGUUAGGGAACGGGACAACACGAUUAUGGUCUUCGAGAUCCGAAAGAACAACUCCGGCCACGUCGGCGGGAAAUUCGCGGAUGCCGGGAAAAAAAUCGACUCGGUUACAGGAAAGACUUACACGGCGGCUGAUUUCUAUAUCGGAGCCAUUGUGAACAUCAAUACCGUCGCGUUUGCCAUUAUCGAUGCAGAUGAACGUACACUGAACCAUAUGCAGGACCACCCCGCAAAGUACCCGGUCAGCGACUUCACUAAAAUUAAGAACAAGAUAUCUGGUGUUCUUCAUGCGCUCAAGGAAGGAAAUGUCCAAACCCUUUCACGGGCGGAACUGCAGUACCAUCUCUGCGGUGUCCUCCUGUCUGUUGUUCAAGUGACGUCAACAUCCAAGCCUUCUCUCAACGAUGGGGGGUCCGCCGCAGAGCUGGGGCGUAUCUCCAACCAGUUACAGGCAAUACCGACUAAUCAAAUGUGGGCGGGCGAAGCGUCUUCCAGAAGUCUGCAGACGACAGAGGAAGGCACUCAGGCAAGAAACGGUGUCAUCGAUGCAUCCCCUGUGCGCCAAGGAUUUCCUGUCAUAGUUCAGCUCCGCCAAGCCGUGGACGAUACCGAGUGUGCUGCAACUGAAUUUUUUGUUCAACUCGUUCAUGGUAGUUCCGUAGACGUCAUCCACCUGGUCCCAUCUAAUGGGCCUUCUUCGUUGCAGCCCGAUUCCCCCCCACCUGGUUCCCAAGAGAACCAGCCCUCGUUUAUAGACACCGCUGAGUCGUCAUCGCAGCCUGCAUCAACAGGAGGAGCCCGAGAUCUUCUCUCUUGGCUUCCCCCCAAAUCACAAGUGCCAGGGCUGUACACAAUUCCGAGCGAUCCUCGCUUCCGAUCUGUCCCCAGCUUGUCACCAUUGACUUCAAACGCUGCACCAGAGGGCGAAAGCGCAGAGGGGGGAGCAGUUCGGCCACCCUUUCUCUCUGACCACUUCUUGGAAGACGUCACCUCGCUUGUCGCAGACGACGUCGGCGAGGGUUCCGACGCGCGCAUGCUAGUGCGUUACGCAGCUAGUCUGUUUCGGCGCAAUGAGCGGGCAGCGACAGGCUGGGGACUGGGACCGACAGGCGAGGCGUUGCUGGGAACGCGGAAGUCUUGGCAAGAAAAGAGUGAAAAUGGGAAGGCCCCCUCGAGGGAGGAGCAACUCGAUAUCGAGAGUCCAGAAGAGUUUGGCAAAGCCGAAGGAAUGCAAUCGAGGCAGCUGUCGUCUUCCUUUGUUUCUCGAUAUGUCCCGUCGUGGCUUCUCUCGUCAGGUGUUCCGGUGCCAGCCUUUUCGGAGGGAGAAAGGGAACAUGAAAUGACAAGGGACAUGCAUCUGCUUCCGGCCGGCGGCGCCCUUGCCGUCCACGGGAACACAGCGAGUUCUCGAUUGUCUUCAGAACCGCCGCUCUCAUUUUCAGGGAGCUCUCGCAGGCUGAGCGCGGCUUCAGCGCUGCAGCACCAAGAAAACGGGCAUGACAGGGAAAAGGUCAGAAAGGGCCCGCCGCAAGGCCAGCAUUGGAUGACCGAGCUGCUCAGAAAACUACUGCGCUGGGGAGGCUUGUUUCGCCGCGGUCGCAAGAAGAAACGCACACAGGGGGGGAAGGUGAAGACGGUGGGAGAUGCCCCAGCACUGACGAUCAACAGCGAACUGAUCCAAAGUGCGGGGUAUGGUGCACAGCUUCCCGAGGGGACUGCAAACGCAAGGCAGCACACCCCAGGCGCGUCCGAUGCUCCCACAGAGUCCCCUGGACACCCAGUCCCGUCGAGGGAUGCGGUGGGGAGUUCCCCGUCGACGUCGGACACAACCUCGACGGCUCCGCCGUCUCUGGGAGGGCGAGAGCUGGAAACUCAUUCGCAACCUCAACUGGAGAACGGACAGCCAGACCUGCGAACUCAGGACGGCGUGAACGCACGCGACACUGUAUCAGCUCCAUUCCGGGCGGCGUCCUCUUCUGGAUGGGAACCGGCAGGCCUGCAUCCAUCAGGGACGGCUGACGCCGUCGAUGACGGAGUGGGAUCCUCUCGUCCCCGCACCUUUGUUUUGUCUGAUGAGGGAAUGCCUCUCGAGCCGGAGCGGUCCCCGGUCGAGUCCUUGGAAGCUGGCAGAAGUCUUCGUGUUCCGGCAGAGACACCUUCCGCUGAUACUCGCGAAGGAAGACUCAAAGCCGGUGCGGAUGCUGGGGGAUCUCCUCUUGCUCCAGCGUACUCGAAUGCGGUGGAAGCAGCGAGCACGGGCGCUGGAGGCGAUGCAGCGCCGAGCGCGCCGCUUCCCUCAGAGGCGUCCGAUCGUACGCGUCCUGCGACAUCUCAUUCGAGCGAGAAGGCGCACGCGCCGGCAGAGCCUGGCGGUGCGUCGAGCCCGACCAAAUCAGCUGGGGGCCCUUUGAGUUUCGGCGGGAAAGGUGUUGAAGGUUCCGGAAUGCGAGAGCCGCCCGCAGGUCCGGUGAAUCUGGUGGCUGCUGUCCGUGAGCUGGCAGCCAAACUCCCGGGGGCGGGCCAACAAACCCGCGCAUCGGAGAAGCACGAAAAAGGAGUUAUUCCGGUGGAACCUUUGCACGGCAGUCGGGACGGCUUCGGGGAUCCGCUCAAGGACAUGCGAGGAAACUCGAGGAGUGACGGAGGACACCAGGAGGCGCGGGAAGGAAACUGGAGGCAGGAUGGAGAGGAGCCAGGACAAGAAGGCGAGUUUGCGGGGUUGAAACCCGCUCUGAGCAUACUGAUGCGCGUCCGGGAUCUCUCCGACGGCCGGUCUCCACACGGUUUGCAACAGGUGUUGCUGGAUGCGGCGACAAGCGGCCUGGACGCCGACACGCAGAUAGAGAUUCUCCAUGAACAUCUACGCAACGCACAUAAUAUGCUAACGGAUGCUGAGAACAGUAAUCCGGGUCCUGCGGGUGAAGGCUUUCACCGUAAUUUGGCGUCCGUGGUUGCAUCGCCGACAUUUGAGCUCAUCAUCUCGAGACUUUCUCUUCUUCGCGAACAAGUCCGAGAGCUUAAGGAGCACAGUCAGGCAGCCAUUCUGGCAGUCAAAGAUCUCUCAAGUAGAAUCCACGAUAUAAUGGGCGGUUACGCGUUCGGCAAAUUCGACGAUGCCGUCGAGGAAGGCUCGGAUAGGGUUCAAGGUGGCAUCCUGUCGCUGGAUACGAUCAAGACGCCUGUGACAGUGGUCUUGUAUGUUUUGGCGGGUUUGACGGGAUGUUUGCUCGGGAUUAUGAUCGUCUACCUCGCCUUUCUGUGCUGCUGGUGGAGACCGGGGACAUCGAAGUUCUCCACGGUUCCUUCACUCGUCUUCUGGCCCAUCGCUCUCUUGCUUGCCGUAUUCGGCUUCAUCGUCGGAGGCGCACUGCUGGUUGUAGCCGUGGUUCAAGUGGACGCCUGCCUUUUCAUUUCACGCGAAGUCCAACACCCAGGUGUGCUUGAAGCCCUUGCCGUUUCUUGUGGUUCACAAUCUGGAAACCUGGAAGACGUGGGAAACGCGGCUGCGAUUGCCAAGGCCUGUUUUGCAAACACCUCGGACGAAGCGCCUGUCGAGAGGAAUCUCACGCAGGCUCUUGGCUUGCAAGACGUCUCAACUUCAGUUGGAGAGUUCGAGCAAUAUCUGCGACGGUUCGAUUCCGUCGACUUGCAGAUGUUGGAUCGACUUCUCUUCGGUACUUCCCUCGCACAUGCAGUUCUUCAAGAUACAGCGUGGGUGUUCUUCCUCAAUUCCUAUGCUCUGUCUUCACAGGGGUCUUCAAGUCGAACAAACACCUACCUUCCUGUGCUCUACAGCGGUUUACAAGACAAAGCACGUACCUUCCACAGUCCCUUCGAUGUUCCGACAGCCCGCCUCGUGGGCCCUCCUGGACUUACGCGUGAGGACUUGCUUACUUUGCCUCCUUCGGGCGCAGCCGCGAGCGGCUUCCUUCAGUACAUAAACAGUGAACUCAAGCGGCUCCAGGCCAAACGUAGUCGCGCAAAUGAAGGAGACAGCACUCCCGCGGCGAGCACGGAAGCUGAGCGGGCGCCAGGCGCGUCAGCGAGUGCACCUCAAACGCCGAUGUUGCCGGCAUCGAGUGAUUUCAGCGACAAGAGUGUAGGUGGAGAGUUUCUUCUCUAUGGCCUGUUGGAUGUCGAGGAGUACAUUCAACCGUUCUACUUUGAAGCACUUCAUCGCGGUGAAACAGGCCGUGAUACGCGUUACCGGAUUGAUGACUUUUUCUCAGUCGACGCGCCUGAGAUUCGGGCCGAGAUUGCGCGACUGAAGCCCGAUCCGGAAGAGAGAAUCAAGUAUGAGAACGCCCUUUGGCUAGCUGCCCUUAAGCAGCGUCUGAGAACAGGAGGCGCUCAAAGUGGUGGACAUUCCACGCCCCCUGAUUCCGGUCCGGAAGCAGAGGCGUCGGAGGUGAGGGACGAUGCGCAGACUCACGCAACGUCCCCGAGUUCCCCUACCGCCACUGCAAAUGCAGCAAAGCCGCCAAAUCCUCUUCCGUUACCCUUCCGGUGCUCGGAAAAGAAACGGUUGAGCGGUCAAGAGCUCGAACGCGCGCGCACCCAGGAAGUCAACCGUACAAAGCGGCUACGUGAAGGCCUCGAUGGCUCCGAUCCAAGUGUAUGGAAGGACGAAGCCCAGGCGGAGGGUGCUCCUCGUAUUCUUCUUCCAUAUGGCCGAAAAUGGCGUCGAUGUGAUUAUGACCAGUGGACAGAUCUUGUCGAAAGUCAAGAACCAGUUGACCUUCUCUCACAGACUCAGGCGCUCUACGAUCGGGUUCAUAAUGCACGGAAGCUUGUCGAAAGAACAGUUGUAGUUCCCGUUGUGGACACCCUCGAACGCACUCGACGUCUGCUGAGCAAGAUGGACUGCACGCCUGUAUAUCAGAGUUUCCAGAUGGUGCAGGAGCGCGCGUGUUAUGAGAGUGCGGAGAGUGCAGCUUUAAUCGGCGUCUGCUAUCAAUUCCUCGGCUUCGCCGCUCUGGUGCUUUUCCUUAUUCUCUUUUGCGCCUGGCAAACGCUCAUGUCAAACCGGCGACGCGAACAGGAAGCACGGGUGGAUGGCAGCAUGUGGGCAUUCUUCGAGAACGAAAAGGAUCCUUAG
Messenger RNA from Neospora caninum, 6378 nucleotides. Its product is annotated as cDNA FLJ51667, highly similar to EF-hand domain-containing protein 1, related. NCBI's taxonomy places the organism in Eukaryota, Apicomplexa, Conoidasida, Eucoccidiorida, Sarcocystidae. The transcript has 24 exons. Gene Ontology annotation, molecular function: alpha-tubulin binding. Gene Ontology annotation, cellular component: axoneme; mitotic spindle. Gene Ontology annotation, biological process: mitotic cytokinesis; mitotic spindle organization; cilium-dependent cell motility. Bases 1 to 6378 code for a protein of 2125 amino acids. The record is from RefSeq and is a predicted model, not a curated record.